UUUUUUAUUUUUCCUCCUCCCCCUUCUUCCCGAUUUCCUUCGGAAACCCUUGCCUUUUCUCAUGCCUAAAUCCACGCCCCUCUCUGACAAUUCGCCGCCGAUUUCAGCCAACGACGGAAAUGACGCCGGAGAUUGUUUGCCGGUCCGAUCCACGGUCGUUUCCGGCAAAGAAUCCGCUGGGAGCUCGAAGCUCCGCUCCAAGCGGUCAGCUUCGGACAUGAUCGAUGGGGCAAAGGGUAAGGAUGAAGCGGAGACAGUGAGAAUAAAGAAGAAGAAGAAGAAAAAGACUAAGGGGCUGUCUUCUUCCUCUGAAGCUGCAACCGGUGCUGCACAAGAGGAUGUUGUUUUUUCUCCUGUGGCGGGUUCGGCAGGCACCACUGUAGCGGAUGUGGAGGAGGGCAAAAAGAUCCCUGGAGGGAGGAUUUUUACAGAGGAAGACGACGUUUUGAUGUUGGAGGCUAUAAUUGAGUACCGUGUUAAGACAGGAACUGAACCCAGCUCUGAUCCGGGAGCCUUUUAUGAUUUUGUCAAAGGUUCGCUCCAUGUCGAAGUGUCCAAGACACAGGUCAUGGACAAAAUCAGGUCGCUGCAGAAGAAGUUUCGAGGUAUGGUGGGAAAAUAUAGACAUGAGCAAGAAUUAGCAUUCACACGGCAUGACUCGAAAGUGUUUGAUUUGUCAAUGCAAAUUUGGGGUGUGACUGAUAGUAUAGGAGAAAAACCGAUUGGAAGUGACGCCCCCCAGAUGAAACAUACGGUCGGUACGAUUGACACGACCGGUAAGAAACCUGUAACUCGCAGAUUGCAGAAACAGAAUGCGGUGGAGAAGCAUCAAGAACCAGGAAAUGCAGAAGAUGAGGACAAUUAUGAGGAGAAUGAUAGAGAUGUUCAAGUUGUCGGAAAUGGGAUGGAUGUGGCUGCGGAGGACAGAGUUGAAGGAAAAGAGGGCAGACAUGAUGAUGCAGACGACUUCUGGGCUCGUUUUCCAUUCUUGAAGGAUGGAGUUGAGACGAUGUUGUCUGAAGGGGUCUUCCUCGAUUUCCCGAGAAAGUUGCUGCUCGAGAAAGUUGUGUGCUUUGGCGGGGACAAAGGGAAGGAGUGGGAUGCGAAAUGGAAGGAUCUGCGUGUGGAGGAGAUGGGACUGCGUAUAAGGAAGCUUGAUCUUAUGGCUCGGUUCUCACAGGCAGCUCUUGAUGAGCUGAAGAAGUGAUUGCAAUGUCAUCGGUACUCUUUUGCAAUCUGAUCUUUUAGUAUGUUAGAGACAGAACCUAUCUCAGUGUUCAUCUAAUGUCGGUUUUUAGGCCCUUUUAGGCAAUAAAGCUUAGCAUGAUCUAGGGGAAGCUAAGGGAUGGUGCUUUUUCUGAGCUUAUUAUAGAUUCUCCAUGAAACCUUGGAAUGUUUUUGUUUGGCCCGAAUUUCAGGUAUUGCACUAAUGCUGCUGCUACUACUGCUUUAAAAGCGA
This is a messenger RNA of Tarenaya hassleriana, 1459 nucleotides long. Its product is annotated as GLABROUS1 enhancer-binding protein-like 2. Lineage: Eukaryota; Viridiplantae; Streptophyta; Magnoliopsida; Brassicales; Cleomaceae. Bases 62 to 1207 code for a protein of 381 amino acids. The record is from RefSeq and is a predicted model, not a curated record. Gene Ontology annotation, biological process: regulation of DNA-templated transcription. The transcript has a single exon. Gene Ontology annotation, cellular component: nucleus.